ACCCCAGUCUAAGAAUUGGGGGCUAUGCAGCUGCACCGGUGCCCGCAGACAUCAUGCUCUGUCCAUGACCAAAAUUAAAUCUAGUUUAAAAGGCGGCGCAGUUAGGGCACCCACACUUGACGCUUACCUUUGAAAAACUGCAGCAUAAGGUGCUCCCCCUCCCAAAGAUUUAGGACCGUCCAGAAAUGCAAACUUCUUCUUCUUCUUUUUUGUUUUAAAUUACGUUUAUUUUGUAAGAGUGGUGGCUGUCACAGCGUGCGUGAGGAGGUCAUAGGACGACCUGCAGGACCCAGUUCUACCCUGACUCUCCUGUACUUGCAGCAUUUGACUGAGGAAGGACAACAGGGUCGAGGUUUGAGGACUGACAGAUUCUAGACCCAGGCUUCCUCAGCCCCCAGAAAGCCACCAGACCCCACAUGGAACCAAAGGCCCCAUGCCCAGCUGCCAUACCCUCAGAGGAGAGGAAGUUCCAUGUUCUUGUGGGCGUCACUGGAAGCGUGGCUGCUCUGAAGUUGCCUCUCCUGGUCUCAAAGCUUUUGGACAUUCCCGGGCUGGAAGUCACAGUGGUAACAACAGAGAGAGCCAAACAUUUCUACAGCCCUCAGGAUGUCCCUGUCACCCUCUACAGUGACGCUGAUGAAUGGGAGAUGUGGAAGCGCCGUUCUGACCCAGUUCUCCACAUUGACCUGCGGAGGUGGGCUGACCUCAUGUUAGUGGCUCCCCUCGAUGCCAACACUCUGGGGAAGGUGGCCAGUGGCAUCUGUGACAAUUUGCUUACCUGUGUCAUCCGGGCCUGGGACCUCAACAAGCCCCUACUCUUCUGCCCAGCCAUGAACACUGCCAUGUGGGAGCAUCCUCUCACCGCACAGCAGGUAGGCCAGCUCAAGGCCUUUGGUUACGUGGAGAUUCCCUGUGUGAGCAAGAAGCUGGUGUGUGGAGAUCAAGGUCUAGGAGCCAUGGCUGAAGUGGAGACCAUUGUGGCUAAGGUGCAGGCCGUGCUCUCCCAUCGUGGUGGCAUCCAGCAGAGUUGACCUGGGAUUUCUGUCGUGAUGCCCCUGCACCCAGUGAGUUCAGCCUGAGCUGUUGAAGGAUAGCAGCACACUGUGAAGAGCUUGUGCUUGUUGACGAGGGGCUAACCUGAACCUUCUUGGGGUUUCCCUUCAGUCUAACCCUCUUCAAGCUACACAGAACCACAGACCCAGAUCCUACAUUCUUUCUGCUUCCUGGCGGCCCUCCCAUUUCUUUCUGGGAUAGCCCAAAUAGACUAGGCAAGCACACUGCUUCUGGAAGGGUAAUCGAAUGACUGAGGGACCUCCUGCCUGGGAAUUGCUUUUAGACACACCACGGAUGAAGCUGGGCAGAAGGCUCACAUCUGUAAUCCUAGCACUCAGAAGGCUGAGGCAGGAUUGCUACAACUUUGAAGUUGGCUUGGGCUACAUAGUGAGCCAGGCCUGUGAGUGUGAUAGACUAUUUCAAAACAAAAGCAACGAGAAGAAACACCAUAACUCAAGAUCCCUGACACAGCAGGCUCCUGGUCAGGCUCUGGAAGCUCCCAUUCUUUGGUACCCAGGUGCCACACACAGUCAAGAAGCCUGUGAAGUGGCCAGACUUCAGAUUUUCCAGUCUGUACUGAGAGUCGGGGCACGAACAGUUCUGGGAAAUAAAGAAAAGUGACCUUUUAGGAGACUGUCCUUCUUUACAUCCUGUCUGUGGCCUCAUAGGUCAGGGGCAUGGCCAUGUGAGGCCAGAGAAUGUUCCAGGCUGACAGCUGACUAGCACGGCCACAUUCCUGUGUAGUCUCAAAGCAGACAGCUCAGAUUCAGAUCUUAACCCCACCCCUACCCUCUCCAGACCCUGACUCACCCUCGCUUUUCCAUCUGCAGGGUCAUGCAUCCAUAACAGAGCUGCCGAGAGGAUUAAGUGAGGCAUAUGUGAAAAGUGCAUUUGUCUCUUACACCCACAGGGGAUACACACAUGGUUCCAGCAGAUGCCUGAAGUCAGAACUCCAUACAUUAUGACGUCUUCCUUUACAUAAACUGUGACAAAUUAUAUUUUAUAAAUUAGGUCCAGUAAGAGAUGAGCAACAAUAACAAAAUAGAACAGUUUUUCACUUUGUUCUGUAAUAAACUAUUCUCCAUGCUGAAAGAAAAAUAGAACAAUUAAAAAUAUAAUAGGGUCUGGCAGGAUGGUUCAGUGUGUAAAGGUGUUUGCCACCUUGUGUCACCAAGCUUCACAGUGUGAGUUUAAUCCUUGGCAUUCACAUGGUGGGAGGAGAGAACCAGCUCCUGAAAGCUGACCUCUGACCGCCACCUCCACUCUCACACUGUGACAGGUACUAUUUGUACAUGUACACACGUACAAAGUAGAUAUAGUAAAUAUUUAAAAUACGAUCUUAAAACUUGUGUGAACACGGUCUCUUAGCAACCUCAACAUACAAUUUUAAAAUUGUAUUAAGUCAAGAACUUAGAUUUUCUGUUGUUUUGUUUUGUUUUCUUGAGACGAGGUUUCUCUUUGUAUCCCUGGCUGUCCUGAACUUCCACUCUAUACCAGAGUAGCUUGGAGCUCAGAGAUCUACCUAUCUCUGCUUCCCGAGUGCUGGGAUUAAUAGUGUGUACCAUCCAUCACCCUUGGCCCAGAACAUAAAAGAAGGUUGAUGCUUCUCUGGCUUCCCUGAGUUGUCUGCGUCACGAGUCUCGGGCUGUCCCUGAGGUAAGGUGGCUUGAGAACAAGCGCUGUGCUCCUGCAGUACUUGAUUUGUAACACUGCUGCAGUAGCUGACUCUCAGUCAUAUUCAGCACUGACAUGCUAGACUAAGUGAUGAUUCCUGUCUGGGUUGAGAUGGAACAGGAAGUGUGGUAUUUCGUACUCCUCAGCACAACGUGUGACUUAAACUAUGGAUCGUUUUAAUGAACUUUGGUGUUUCAGACUACGAUUGACCAGGUAACAGAGAGCAACAUUGCAGUUAAGUAGAACUUUUCUAACUGCUGUGGAAUACCCGGAAUAAUAAAUGUC
This is a messenger RNA of Mus pahari (shrew mouse), 3012 nucleotides long. RefSeq names its product phosphopantothenoylcysteine decarboxylase (gene Ppcdc). Gene Ontology annotation, cellular component: phosphopantothenoylcysteine decarboxylase complex. Gene Ontology annotation, biological process: coenzyme A biosynthetic process. Lineage: Eukaryota; Metazoa; Chordata; Mammalia; Rodentia; Muridae. The transcript is spliced from 7 exons. Gene Ontology annotation, molecular function: phosphopantothenoylcysteine decarboxylase activity; FMN binding. Bases 417 to 1031 code for a protein of 204 amino acids. The record is from RefSeq and is a predicted model, not a curated record.